CGUGUACUCCAGUUGACCACAGGGAGCAGCAGCCAGAGAGGCCGGGCACUCCCCCAUCUCCCUGUUAGCUUCGCAUCGCUUGCGGCUUCACCUUCGGUGGUCUGCGGCCAUGAAGCUCCUUUUGCUGACUUUGGCUACGCUGCUGCUCUUGUCCCAGCUCACUCCAGGUGACACCCAGAAAUGCUGGAAUUUUCAUGGCAAAUGCCGCUACAGAUGUCACAGGAAGGAGAGGGUCUAUGUUUACUGCACAAAUACUAAAAUGUGCUGCGUGAAGCCCAAAUACCAGCCCAAACAAAAGCAUCGGUUAUUUUAAGCGCUUUGAAGCCGGACGCCGUGAAAAUGCAGGAGAAGCUACCCUGAGUCUAAGCCCAGUGGAUGCUCCCGCUCUAUCAAUAAACACCUCCACUGA
Oryctolagus cuniculus (rabbit) is the source of this 409-nucleotide messenger RNA. RefSeq names its product defensin beta 123 (gene DEFB123). Gene Ontology annotation, biological process: innate immune response. Gene Ontology annotation, cellular component: extracellular region. NCBI's taxonomy places the organism in Eukaryota, Metazoa, Chordata, Mammalia, Lagomorpha, Leporidae. The record is from RefSeq and is a predicted model, not a curated record.